CAUAUGUUAUGGGUCUUAGAAACAACACUGUUUCCAUCUCCCGUUUGCGCGUGGAGCUCGGCUCGCUGAGCGCGUGGAGCGUCACCUGCCGGAUGUUCUUCUUUCCUGCGUGCGAACUGGCACUAACCCAGGAAAGGCAGAAAGCAGUCCGGACAAAGAGACGUCGACAUCGGAGGAGAAUGUCACGAUGAGCCGGAGGAGAGACUGUCAGCGAAUACGAGCAGCGGAGAGCGUGAAACCUCAGAGGAAGAUUCGUCCGCCGGGCUCGGUCACCUCCUCGAGACACGGCGGCGAGCACGGUGCAUUACCACGGUGGAUGCGCUUGUAUUUCUACGGGAUGCACGGACUUACGCUGGACAUCGUUCUGUCAUCGGCGCACAGAUUUGUGUAUGAUAAUGACUUAAAACUGCUGGGACUCUCGUCCCCGUAUCUCUGCGUUGUACAUUCCAUUACUCAUUUUGUCCUGGAGAAAAUCUAUUUGCAAAAGAAAUCUUUUCAAGGACGUCCUGUCGUUUUUCACUGCAUUUUCUACCCGUCCUUAUACAUUGGCUUGCAGAUUCUGGUUGGAAAUGUUGUUACGCUGACAGAUAAGAGAAUCGUGUCGGUAACACAACUUGCGCUUCACUAUAUCCUGGCGCUGUACUUCACAAACGUGUUUCACAAAGGUUUCCUGCGCCUUCGCUAUCACGACGGCUCUGGCGAGCAGAGUGGCUGGAACCGACUGCCCGGCGGCCUGAGAUUCGUGUUUUUUGGAAUGCACGGUUUUUUGGACGAGGUCGUUUUCACGUCUGUGUUCAACCUGCUGGAGAACCGUGACCGCGCACUGAGCGGGCACACUUCCAUCUGGUCCUUCCUCAUGUACGGGAGCUGCAGCUUUGUGGUUGACAGGCUCUAUCUCCAUCUGCACUUCACACGCGGAUGGGGCAGGUGGCGCAGGAUGCCCCUCUACAUCUGCCUUAUCUACACCUGGGAGUUCUGCUGGGGGGCCGUACUGCGCCACUACGGUGCGUGCUCCUGGGACUACUCACACUAUCCUCUCAACUUCAUGGGGCUUGUGACCCUGCUUUACCUGCCCGGGUGGUUUUGUCUGAGCCUAUAUCAAGACGUGCUGUCCGACGUCCUUUUACGUGUCGUAUAUACCGAGGAUGUCGAUAUGUUUGGCUUUGGUGUGAAUGGUCGAUCGAUGUCAAAGAAAAAACAUUAAGCAACAUUCAGGGGUAAAAUACUAAUACUAUAUGUAUGGUGCUAUAAUAGCAGUUUGUCCACGCGGUUUCCUCUCAGAAACGAGAACUUACUCUUGCAGGAAAGACCACAAGAAUGUCGUAUGCAUGCAUGCAAGCUCGUAGAAACACAGCUGAACGCGCGCACUGCAGGACCCAAAUGGAAGACCCGCUGCCUCUCGAUGUGCGACGAUGUGUGGAAAACAUGAACUUCACCAAAAGAGACAGUGUGGAGGUGUGUGGUAAACCGGGAGGCUACUUCUGAGAAGCAGUGAGAGUGCAGGUGUAACUCUCAGUGGCCGCAGUGGCGGCGUUUACGGGGCUUCCUCGUGGCUUGGAUCCUCAGCCUAGUCAGAACAAUUCAGGAAGUUACAUUUCUCUGUGAACGAUCACAAUAUCAUCUGAAAAACGAGUCCAAAACGAACUUUUUAACGAAUUCAUCUGAUCUAUAACAUGCGAUUGUCUCCAGAUAAUCAUAUCAGUGUAUAUAUAUAUAUACACGUUAACACACACACUCUCACACACACACACACACACACACACACACACACACACACAGUAGCAAUUCUAAAGUGUGUUGGGGCCCACUUAGGGAAUUCAGGUUGCAUAUUGUCAUUGCAAACUUUGCACACUGACACUGCUGUUCUUUAAAGUGUGUCAUCUCUCAGAGUACCCCCACUAACCUGGGGCCCCUAGUAAUUGCCUGGUGGCAAGUGGCACCUCUGCGCACACACACACACACACACACGCACACAAACACAUACAUGCACACACACAUGCGCACACACACAUACACACACCAGUAAUAUAUCUCCUCAGUGAAAUUAGCGUAGCUGUGUGAGCAGCUUUUAAACUAAGGUUUUAUUAUGAAUCAUCAGUAAUGUAGUAGCGAGACCUCAAACUACUGCGGUUUGUAAGCUGUAUUUUGGAUACAGUUGACAGACACCAACAUUGAUCAGCUUUAAAUGUUCUCAAUAGUUUGUACAUUUGUAGUUGAACGCAUGUGAGAGUUUCUCCAGAAUUCUGUGUGUACUGACUGUAUGUUUGAAGAUUACGCAUUUUGCAUGACAAAACAAUCAUAAACUGACUUGUUCCUUUUACACUGAGCACUUGUAGCACAAAUUACUGUUGUUAAAAACUUUUACAAAAAAAAUGUUAAAUGGACUGAAUGAACAUUUUUUGCAAAGAAAUCCUGUUAAAGCUGUAAACUGACAUCAGCCGAGUGCCUUGUUUUUAUAAUCUCGGGCAGCUGGACUACAGGAGUCCAGUAAUCGUAUGUACCAGUGGUGUGGCUGUUCAGUAGUGCAGUUGUUCAGUGGUGAGGCGUCAGCCCUGAAGCAUUCUGAAAAUGCCACAGCACUCGUCCGAUGUUUAUGGCCUAGCGCCAGCGUGUGAAACACGCUGAGAUCCAGGCUUCUGUUUCCAGAGCAUGUGAUGAGCACGGUGUUGAAUGCUUGUUCUUUGAGCAAAUAAAGUUGAUUUCUAC
Messenger RNA from Electrophorus electricus (electric eel), 2706 nucleotides. RefSeq names its product transmembrane protein 229A (gene tmem229a). NCBI's taxonomy places the organism in Eukaryota, Metazoa, Chordata, Actinopteri, Gymnotiformes, Gymnotidae. The record is from RefSeq and is a predicted model, not a curated record.